AUGGCCGACUUCGACUUGGACCUCUAUGGUGAUCUGAAAACCGACGUCCAGCUGAGAGACCCCCCGCCGGUGAAGCCACCCACACCACCCUGGCGAAAGCAGAGCUCCAGCUCUGCCCAGGCGGCACCUCCUCCUGAAAUCGAGCAUGAAGGCCCCUUCUCCGUCUCCACCACGCCUUCUGGUGUGCAAGCACUACUUGAGUUGCUGCGUGCCGGGGCGGAGGAGGACUUCGAUGACUUGGACGAUCCCGGACUGGAUGACUCGGGUCCGGAGAAAGAUCUUGCACCCGACUUGGAGGUCAGUGAGGAUGAGUUUGAAGCGCCGGCGAAGCGUCCGCGGCUGCAGGCCGUUCAGCCAGGCCCUAAAAACUCUGCCGAAGAUGGCUUCGACUUCGAGUUCGAGGCGGAUCUGCAGAAGGCGUCCGAGUCAAAGGUCUCCAGAAAUAGCACCGGUGGGAUGCUUAGCGAAGAUGGCUUGAGCUCAACGCAGAUCGUGUUGGCUGCGCCCACGGAGACGACGGUUGCCACGAAAGCGCCCAGUGAGGAGCCGCCGGCCACGACGUCAAAGUAUGUCUACAACGGCCGGAUGAAGCGUUGGGAACUCCGAACCUUGAAGGUGGCCAAACAGCCACCGCAGGACAACACACAUUCAGGUCCAGGUGGUGUGCGGCAGAAGGUGAAGCUUUGUCGCUUCUUCGCCAUCCGCGGCAGCUGCAAGUGGGGAGACCGCUGCUUCUACGCUCACAAUGAGGCGGAGCUGUCGCUGGGUCACGACGUGGCCUCGCAGCAGCGAAUCAUCUCGGAGUGUGCCUACAAAGCCUGGGAGGACGCGGAAGGAGGCAGUUGCAGCUACGCUGCAGCGCUGGCCGUGCGCCUGGCGAUUCGCUUCGAGGCCCAACCGCACAACCUUUUGCCCACCAUGGAGAAGACUGGCUUGCCCAUGCUUGGUGGGCCCCGUGCAACGGUGAAGAUGUUGCUGAGGCUUUGUCACCCAGACAAGUGCAACCAUCCCGAGGCAAAGCGCGCCGUGCAGAUUCUUGGUCCCGUCUUGGCCACCUGCACUUCUUAA
Molecule: messenger RNA, 1068 nt
Organism: Durusdinium trenchii
Lineage: Eukaryota; Dinophyceae; Suessiales; Symbiodiniaceae
Source: the annotation of a GenBank genome assembly